Ipomoea nil (Japanese morning glory) is the source of this 1058-nucleotide messenger RNA. RefSeq names its product membrane steroid-binding protein 1-like. NCBI's taxonomy places the organism in Eukaryota, Viridiplantae, Streptophyta, Magnoliopsida, Solanales, Convolvulaceae. The transcript has 2 exons. The coding region runs from base 142 to 849 and encodes 235 amino acids. Gene Ontology annotation, cellular component: endomembrane system; membrane. The record is from RefSeq and is a predicted model, not a curated record.
AAUAGUCCUCUUCGGCGCUUAUCAAGAAGAAGAAGCCCCACGCUUCGACCCCACCGUUCAUCAUCUUCUCUACCUAAUCACUAAAAAUUCACUCUUAUUCCGCUCGUCUCUGCAGAUUUCUCUUCAGUUCUUCGUCUAACAAUGGCCCUGCAACUAUGGGAGGCCUUGAAAGAGGCAAUCACAACAUACACGGGUCUAUCUCCGGCUACUUUCUUCACUGCUGUUGCUCUGGUUUUUGCUAUCUACCAUUUGGCGUCUGGGAUGUUCGGGUCCUCUAAUCACAGCAACUACCAGAGGCCCAGGCAGUUGGAGGAGGAGAUGCAGCCCCUGCCGCCGCCGGUUCAGGUCGGGGAGAUCAGCGGAGAGGAGUUGAAGCAGUAUGAUGGGUCUGAUCCUAAGAAGCCUUUGCUCAUGGCCAUCAAGGGCCAGAUCUAUGAUGUUUCUCAAAGCAGAAUAUUUUACGGACCUGGGGGACCUUAUGCAUUGUUUGCUGGAAAGGAUGCUAGUAGAGCUCUUGCCAAGAUGUCGUUUGAGGAGAAAGAUCUUACUGGUGACAUCUCCGGGCUCAGUCCUUUUGAGCUCGAGGCCCUACAAGAUUGGGAAUACAAGUUCAUGAGCAAAUAUGUCAAGGUUGGAACUGUCAAGAAUGAAGUGGGCGAAAGUGAGGGAACUGCUAAUGGCGAACCUUCAGAGGCGACUGAGCAGCAAGCUGAUGUCUCACCCGAGAUUGCUAAGUUGGCAGAGGACAGGCCAUCUAAAACCGUUAACCCCGUUGAGCAUACUCCACCAGAAACCAUUUCUACUGAAGGAGUUAGUGCAUCUGAUGGCAAUGCGGACAAAAAGGACUAGAAGUCGCCAUAUGUUCAUCUAAAGCACCAACGUGUGAGCGAGGAAAGCAGCCUCUUAUGAAGGGAUUGUUAUUGGAUGUCUAUCUGUUAUCUCCUUUUCAUGAAAACUUAAUUCUAUGUAAAAUGCUUCUUUAGGUAAACUUCUUAUCUGAACUCCCAGUUUGCUCUAAUGAAAUAAUGAACCAAUGCCCAGCAGUGAAUACCCUUAUU